This is a messenger RNA of Microdochium trichocladiopsis, 222 nucleotides long. RefSeq lists its product as uncharacterized. Lineage: Eukaryota; Fungi; Ascomycota; Sordariomycetes; Xylariales; Microdochiaceae. The annotation marks the transcript as partial. The record is from RefSeq and is a predicted model, not a curated record. The transcript has a single exon.
CAUAAGGCACCAGGCCCGUCUGGAAUACCGAAUUAUAUUCUCCGGAUCUCGAUAGACCUGUUGAUACCACUACUUCAACCGCUUUUCAACCACUUCCUCUUCAGGGGGAUCUGUCCUUUCAAGGAGUCGGUCACUAUUGUGCUCAAGAAACCUGACAAGGACGACUACGGAAAGGCUAAGGCAUACAGACCUAUUGCUUUGCUAGAGACACUACGGAAGGUC